Molecule: messenger RNA, 1668 nt
Organism: Ochotona curzoniae (black-lipped pika)
Lineage: Eukaryota; Metazoa; Chordata; Mammalia; Lagomorpha; Ochotonidae
Product: TBC1 domain family member 9B-like
Exons: 9
Coding region: 1-1632 (543 amino acids)
Source: RefSeq, a predicted model, not a curated record
AUGAGGACCCACGACCCCAGGGGCUCCGUGUUGCUCAUGGGGAACUGCCGAGUCAGGCCUGUCAGGCUGAGGUCACAUCUUCUAAAUGGAUGUCUGGACAAUGUGGUCAAUGAGCAGAGUACUUCCCCACCAGUGCCACACCUCCAUGCCUUGCUGACCAGUGGAGACGAGCCUCCCACACAGACAGACAUCUUUGACCUCCUCAAAGCCUCCUAUGAGAAAUUCAGCAGCCUGCGGGCCAGCGACAUUGAACAGAUGCGGUUUAAACAGAGGCUGAAAGUGAUCCAGUCGUUGGAGGACACAGCCAAGAGGAGCGUGGUCCGAGCCAUACCUGGGGACACUGGCUUCUCCAUUGAAGAGCUGGAAGACCUUUACAUGGUGUUUAAGGUAAGAGCCGAGAACAGGGACAGGACCUGCGGGAUGUACCACGGGGACAUGACUGAAAAGCUCAAGGUGCUCUACAAGCUGCACCUUCCCCCAGGUGAGCACGUGCCCCCACACCCCUGGAUUGGGAGACUUGUAGUCCUCUGGAAAAAGAAAACAAAGAAGCAAACACGGAGUGGGAUACAGCUGCUGCUGCUUUCAGUGAUCAAGUGGGGAAAUGCCCAGGCCCUCCUUGACGGUGGUGCCGGAGGGCAGAGCCCAGGGUCAGGCCAAAGCAGGAGGCUCCGUGCAGGGAACCAGAACCCGGGGCUGCUCCCGCACAAGCACAGGCUGGACCUCGGCAGAGGUGGGCUGCAGUCCCAGCUGGAGAAGAAUGUGCUCCAUGUUGUUAUUUCCUGGUUGGCAGAGGCACUACCACAGGAAGAUCGGGAAGGAAGCAGAAGCGAGGAUACCCAAGAAAAGCGAGCAGAGGAGAAGGGGACCAGCCCCCCAGACUACCGACACUACCUUCGCAUGUGGGCCAAGGAGAGAGAGGCUCAGAAGGAGACCAUCAAGGAUCUGCCCAAAAUGAACCAGGAGCAAUUCAUUGAGCUGUGCAAGACGCUAUACAACAAAUUCAGUGAGGACCCCCUGGAGCAGGACUUGUACCACGCCAUUGCCACAGUGGCCAGCCUCCUCCGCAUCAGUGAGGUGGGGAAGUUCUUCAGUCCCAGUGUCAAGAAGCCCACGGGUGGCACUCCCAGCAGGGACCAGGGCAGUUCCACAGAGGAUGAGUCCCCACUGCCAUCACCUGCAAGGGAAUCCCAUCAGGACCCAGUACAGGAAUGCCAGCUGACAGCCACGGGGGACCCCUGGACCAAAGCUGGUGGAGACACCCACCUUGGAAAAGUGCCACAGGAGAGACAGACGGUGGUAGAGGGGGGCAGUGGAGAGGGGCAGGGCUCACCCUCCCAGCUCCUGUCUGAUGAUGAAACCAAAUACAACAUAUCCAUGUCCUCCUACUCAGUGGUCAGCAUGGGCUCCCUGCAGUGUGAGAACCCCACAGCCACUGCCCGCAUUGGGAACACCAUGGACGCAGACUGGUGCAUCUCCUUCAAGCAGAUCCUGGCCUCCAUCCUGCCGGAGUCUGUGCUGGUCAACUUCUUUGAGAAAAGGGUGGACAUUGGACUCAAGAUGAAGGACCAGAAGAAAGUAGAGAGACAGUUGAGUGCCUCCAGUGAGCACGAGCCAUCUGUUGCUCUGGGCUGAGCCCCUUGGCUGAGUGAUUCUGGCCGAGGCCUCUGU